GAAUAUCAAGGUGUGAAGAUGCUUCAGAAGAAACUAUUCGUUUCUUUUGUCUUGCUGUGUGCCACUGCCAUUGGAGUCUUUUCUAGAGCUUCAUGGAUUUUGAAUGUGUACCAGGAUUUCUUCCUCCCUCAGAAUGAAAGUGUUUGUGCCUGCAACAAAUGUUUAAUGGAAUAUGACCCAUGGCUUAGUGAACUUAUGAAAGAAUCUCCUGAGCCCUUUCUAUCACCCACAAACAAUAUCUCAGAUGAUACAUUUAAGUGGUGGAAGCGCAUACAGACAGACAGACGCAACUUCGCUUUCUACAAUAAAACAGUGGACAAGGUUUUUCAGAUCUUCCCAACCAAAGUCAGUUUCACAAGAUCCAGCCCUGACCUUUGUAGAACUUGUGCUGUGGUUGGGAAUUCUGGUAAUCUCAAUGGAUCACAUUAUGGGCCACUGAUAGACUUUCAUGAUAUUGUCAUAAGAAUAAACCUUGGGCCCACAAAAGGCUUUGAAAGAGAUGUUGGAAACAAAACAACAUACCAUGUGAUGUAUCCAAGGAGUUUCAAACAUUUGGAAAACACCACACAUCUUGUGUUUUUUCCAUUCAAAAUUUCCGAUCUAGAGUGGCUUAUCCGGUCUUUUACUCAAAGGCAAAAAGAAACUGCUAAAUCAGGUUUGAAAACUAACACGAAUUUGGUGAUGAUCCUCAGCCCUGCUUUCAUGAAAUAUGUCCAUUAUGUUUGGCUAAAAAAGCAUGGGAGGUAUCCAUCCACUGGCUUUCUGACUUUGGUUCUCAGCUUGUACUUGUGUGAUGAG
Pundamilia nyererei is the source of this 798-nucleotide messenger RNA. Its product is annotated as CMP-N-acetylneuraminate-beta-galactosamide-alpha-2,3-sialyltransferase 1-like. Gene Ontology annotation, molecular function: beta-galactoside (CMP) alpha-2,3-sialyltransferase activity. Gene Ontology annotation, biological process: sialylation. The record is from RefSeq and is a predicted model, not a curated record. The annotation marks the transcript as partial. The transcript is spliced from 5 exons. Gene Ontology annotation, cellular component: membrane. Lineage: Eukaryota; Metazoa; Chordata; Actinopteri; Cichliformes; Cichlidae.